Molecule: messenger RNA, 6128 nt
Organism: Amphiprion ocellaris (clown anemonefish)
Lineage: Eukaryota; Metazoa; Chordata; Actinopteri; Pomacentridae
Gene: fcho2
Product: FCH and mu domain containing endocytic adaptor 2
Exons: 31
Coding region: 158-3418 (1086 amino acids)
Biological process (GO): synaptic vesicle endocytosis; clathrin-dependent endocytosis; clathrin coat assembly
Cellular component (GO): plasma membrane; clathrin-coated vesicle; cytoplasm
Source: RefSeq, a predicted model, not a curated record
GAGCGGAGGUGGAGUCUGAAGGUGGGGAGGGAGAAGAAAGGGGAGAGGAGGAAAACGGGGAAAGGCAGAUAGAACAGAGACGGGGGGAGGACAGUGGAUGAUUUAAAAGUUGCAUUACGACAAACUUAAGAGUUGCGGCGAAGAGGAGUAAAGCAAGAUGAUAACGCCGUACUUCCUAGAGAAUUUCUGGGGGGAAAAAAAUAAUGGCUUUGAUGUGCUGUACCAUAACAUGAAGCAUGGCCAAAUUUCCACCAAGGAGCUGACAGACUUCAUCAGAGAAAGGAGUACUAUUGAAGAGGCUUAUGCCAGGUCAAUGACCAAACUUGCCAAGUCAGCUGGCAACUUUUCUCAACUUGGGACAUUUGCUCCAGUGUGGGAUGUGUUCAAGAGCUCAACAGAGAAGCUGGCCACGUGUCACCUGGAGCUUGUGAGGAAACUACAGGAACUUAUAAAAGAGGUUCAGAAGUAUGUGGAAGAGCAGGCCAAAGCACACAAAAAGACAAAAGAAGAGGUGGCGUCCACCCUGGAGGCUGUCCAGAACAUCCAGACCAUCUCUCAGGCUCUGCAGAAGUCUAAGGAGAUCUACAAUGCCAAAACCGUGGAGCAGGAACGCCUCCGCAAAGAGGGGGCCACCCAGAGAGAUGUGGACAAGGCUGGAGUGAAAGCCAAAAAAGCCACAGAGACUUACAAAUCCUAUGUGGAAAAAUAUGCCACGGCCAAGUCAGAGUUUGAACAGAAGAUGGCAGAAACUGCACAGAAAUUCCAAGACAUUGAGGAAAGCCACAUUCUCCACAUGAAGGAGAUCAUUCAUUCUUAUUCGCAGUCUGUGGAUGAAACACACAUUCAGAUAGGAGAGGUCCACAAUGAAUUUGUGAGGAACAUCGAGAACACAUCAGUGGAGGGCUUAGUACAGAAACUGGCUGAGAGCAAAGGAACGGGCAAGGAGAGACCGGGACCUAUCGAGUUUGAGGAGUGCAAUGCAGCUAUUGCCACUGAAGGUGCCAAACCCAGAAAGAGAAAACCAUUUGGCAUUCCAGGUCGUAGGAAAGACAAGGACACAGACUCCACGGAGUCUACAGAAGUUGAAGCUGCUAACACUGCCAAUGGUGCUCCCCCUGGAUACUAUGGCUCCAUAGACAUCCAGAAUGCGAAUGUUCCUCAAGUUGAUGCCGAGGGCUUCUGUAUCAGACCAGAAGUAAAUGAAAACGAUGCCAAAGAGAAUUCCUUCUAUUCGUCCAGCGACUCAGAAGACGAGGAUGAACCCAGGAAGUUCCACGUACAGAUCAAGCCUGUUCAGCCAAACAAUGGCACGCAUCAGAACCGAGCCACCAUCGACGAGCUUAAGGCCUCCAUUGGAAACAUCAUCCUGUCUCCUUCGACCUCGGGACAGAUGCGGAGGAACCAGUCCAGGAUCAGAGGAGUAUCUACAUUAAGCUCUAAGGCUAAGGGUUCUGGUGAUGAACUAGCAAAAACCAGAGUGCCAAUGUCAUAUGAACUGACGAACAAUGACCUUCUCUCUCUGGACCCGUUCAGCCCAACAGUCGGAUCCUCCUCCUCUGUGACGUCGUCAACAGACCUUGCCUCUAUCUUCUUUUCAAUCCCUCCAUCUCCAUCUUUUCUGAUGAAUGACUCUGACUCAGACGUCUUUCUGCCAGAGGCAUCAGCUGAGACGGUGCCACAACAGGAACCCUCUCCUCCCUUGGCGGAGAGCCAACAAUCCAAAGAUGUCUCCUCUUUCUCUUCAUCCACGUCCUCUCCCUGGGAUUCACCAGAGAACCCUUUCCAAGCACUCAAGCCUGCACCGGCGAGGGCCCAGAGCGCCCCCAUCACCCAGCCCACUGAGCCAGUUGACCCCAUCAAAAGCCCGGCCACUGCCAGCCCUCCAAAGAGCAGCGACGCCUUCUCCUCCGUGUGCUGGUCACAGAGCCAGUGGAUUGCCUUCAGUGAUAAUUUCGCUCUGCCUCGCCGUCAGGGGCCAGGGCCGUCUGUGAAGGAUCUCCAAAGGCCAGUGUCAGGCUCUGCAAGGGCAAGUCGCUUCCUGUCUGAUGACUCUGCUGACACCUACUGUAAAGGGGCGAGUAGCAGAGAGGACAGUAACCUCUGUUUCACUGAUGUCUUCUCUGGGACUACAGAUAGGGCAAUGGCUGCAGCUCCAUCAAGCAAAACAUUUAAUGUGCCAGCACCAAACCGACCUACCACCCCUCUGGCAGCCGGAGCCCUGGUGCCCCCACCACGACCCUCCUCCAGGCCCAAACUCCCCACUGGGAAGCUCACGGGAAUCAAUGAAAUUGUACGACCAUUCAGCCCACCCAAAACAUCCAAUGCGAGCCCUCCUCCUACUGCGCCACUCGCCCGGGCAGAGAGCUCCUCCUCCUUGUCCUCGAACGCCUCACUCAGUGCUGGCAACACCCCCACUGUUGGAGCUGAGCACACCUUUACUCUCCCCCUCUCCUCCCCAGAGCCAGAGCUGCUCUCCCUCUCUCCUUUUUUUCUACUAAGCCAAAAGGAUGAUGUGUUCAUAGCGAAGCUGCCUACCUUUGAGAAGCGGUGUGAAACGCCAGCAGGGACGUCUCGCGGUCCCAGCCCUGUGACUCUGGCAUCCCAAGAUGCUUUGCCCAUUGCCGUGGCCUUCACAGAAUCGGUUAAUGCUUACUUCAAAGGAGCUGAUCCCACUAAGUGCAUUGUAAAGAUCACAGGAGACAUGACGUUGUCGUUCCCGAUGGGCAUUAUCAAGGUGUUCACCACCAACCCCUCUCCAGCCGUCCUCACCUUCAAGCUGAAGAACACCAGCAGGUUGGAGCAGAUCCUACCCAACCAACAGCUAUUAUACAGUGAUCCUUCCCAAAGUGACUCAAAUUCGAAGGACUUCUGGUUCAACAUGCAAGCACUGACGUCCUACCUCAGAAAAGCCUCAGAUCAGAAUCCUUCAGCUUCCUACUAUAAUGUGGACAUCCUAAAAUACCAGGUGCUGUCUGAUGGGAUCCAUUCCACUCCUCUCAACCUGGCUGUAUAUUGGAAGUGUACAGAGAGCACAACAGACCUCCGGGUAGACUACCGCUACAACCCAGAAUCCAUGGACACCCCUGGUCCACUCACCAACGUACAGAUCUUAGUGCCUGUUGACGGAGGAGUCACCAACAAGCAGUCUCUGCCUACCUCCAUAUGGAAUUCAGAGCAGAAUAAGUGUCUCUGGAAGCUGGGCGACAUCUCAGAAAGAUCUGAAAACGAAGGCGCUGGGUCUCUGAGGGCCAAGUUUGAGCUGUCAAAUGGUCCAUCAAACCCCUCCACUCUGGCAGUGCAGUUUAUGAAUGAGGGCAGCACCCUGUCAGGAGUGGAUAUGGAGCUGCAGGGGACUGGAUACAGACUUUCUCUCAACAAAAAGAGAUUUGCCACAGGACGUUAUAUGGCAGAUUGCUGAGGUGACCCACCACUCUGGUUCUCAAGAAAAAAAAAUCUCGCUUGACACAAAACUUGGCAACUUUGCAAGACCUCCUGAACUUCUGGAUCCAUCUGAGCACGGUUGUCACACUUCCACCCAUAAAGCGAGAAUCUGUCUCACUACAAUAAAACAGCACUGAGUAUUGAACACUGUUGAAAGAAAAAAAUAAAAGAAAUCUAAGACGAGCUUUCAGGAAAUCUGUAGAUAUGAAGUCUAAUUAUGCUUUCUGUUCAAUUCAUUUUUGUAUAGUCUGAAACAAUUUAUGAAUUAGCUAUAAAUCUAUAUUGUAUUUGAAAUCAUAAAAAAAGAAAAAAAAGUGCACUAACAAUCUUUCAGAUGCUUUUUCCUCUUAUAUUCAAUUUCUGAGAGAGCCUUUUAGGAAUAUAAAACAAAACCCUUUCUUUGUGGAUGAGAAGAAAAUGUUUCUCUGCAUCUCUCUCUGUCCAAACUGUAAAUAAUAACACUGAAUAUUCUGCUUGACCAGCUCUGACUCGGCUCUCAAAUCAGCUUUGUUUACUGAUUUUUCUCUUUUCAUCCUCAAGAUUUGUCUUUUUUGAUUAUGUGCAAUGAAGGAAUGAAGGUAGAAUCUGUCUUAAAAAAAUGUACUCACACUUGUGGCACAAGCUUGAUCUUUAAAACAAUAUUGAAGUGCUUUUGAGAAAAAAAAUGCAAAAAAAAAAAAAAAUUCUGACCUCAGUGCCUCCUCUUAUACUGUGGAACAACAGGCAACAAAAGCAUGUAAAUGUUUUACCCAGAUUUGGGUUUUUCAGAUUAAGCUACAUUUCUCUGUGGUAAAAAUGCAUGGAGUUCUUUGAACAAUCACCCCUAAAUGGGGUCUGAUCUGUGUGAUCUUUUUAAAAUAGAGCUUUUCGUCCUUGUAAAUUCCCCUUUCAGUCAUAACUCAAGGCUUUUUUUUACACAUUUUUCAGCCUGUCAUUUUUAGUCAUCUUUCAAACUUGCUCAGCAAUUUUGACUGUAAAACAUUUUGUCAAAUGUUAAUUGUUUUUUAAAAACAAACAGAUCAAGGGACAUUACCCCAAAUUUAACUUGCAGCCUUUUUUAAAAACUUGCAGCGUCUUUUUAAAUCAUUUAAUAAUGGAGAAAUGUGCCUAAAUCUAACUUUUCCCUACUCUUUUUUGUAUACUACAGCACAGUUAAUGAGAAUAGCACCAACAAUGUGCCAGUUGUUUUUUUGUUUUUUUUAACUCCUUUAUUUGGAUAUUGAAGGGAAAAUGUCUCCUCUUUUUAAUUCCAACUGUCUUCCAAAAAAUGAAUUGUUUGCCUUCUGUUUGAUCAAUGAACCCUUUUAUAACUGUUUUGUCCUUUUCUAUUCGAUACUCAUCAGUUGACCCUGAUAUUGUCACCCUGCAGUAGACGAUGUUAGCGAGCAGUAGCACCACAAGGCCAAAUUAAUGAUUGAAAUGCCUUAUCACAACUACUCGAUACUGAGUAAUCCAGUGUUGUUGACUGUGGUUAGAUAUUGUGACACAGUACUGCCAUUGCCCUGUGAUAGAUUACUAACCUGUCCUGCCUCUCACCCAGUGCAGCCUCUUGCAGCUAUGAACAGCACAAGCAGGUAUAUAGCAAAUGGAUGGAUGAGUGGAAAAUUGCCACGUUUGACUCUUGGUGCUUCAUUCUUGUCUUUAAAAAAAAAAUGGAGGGCUGCUGCUUUAGAGGAUGUUGUACUUCUUGAUGGAGUACUUCGUCUUUUGUUGGAGAUUGUUGCAUUGACCUCAUCCUCGCAGUGGUCCCAAAAGUGGUUGUUGUGUUGCAAUGUGACACGUUUGGAGACGUGAUAGGUUGCUUGAAAGCUGUGAUUGAAUUUUGCUGAAACCUUAUAGGACAGGAGUUUCGUACACUGUGCAUCGUGUGGCCAACUGACCUCUCAGAUAUGAUUUUAUAAGUUUGCACAUCAGACUUAUUUUGAACCAUGUCCUUAGUGCUAUAACACAUGACUCGUAGGUUUUAACUGGUUUACAAGUGAUUUAAACUCACAUCGAUACUUGAUUCGUUAAACGUCUCACAAAACUGUUAGAAAUAGGUGGUUUCGUUGAUUUCAUACAUUUCUGGCCGUUGUGAUUAUAUGUAGUCAUCCGUUUUCAAUGUUUAUAUGACCCCGUUUUUUACCUGGUUUAAGAUCUAAUUUAGGAGCAGACGCUGAUCUUACAUGGAUUGUGAAAAUGUCCAGUUAAGUUUUGUCUGUACAACUUAAAUUUUCUAUGUGACUGUGGCCUUUAAUAAGCCAAAUGUUUGAAGGCAGUUGAAAUAGGUUUACAAAAAGUCCUAAAACUGUAGCACCAGAUCUUUGUACAGUCACAAGUCAACAUGUCGCUCUGUGUUCUCUCUGAAUUAAUUACAUCGUUUUGGUCAGAUGAGGCACAUGCAUUUUAAACAUGAGUACGCAAAUUCUGUAAUUAUAUUCAGUAUUAGCAAGCUGGUUCUUGCUGUCCCUUCAAAACUUGCUAAAUAAAUUUAUAAGGCUCCUUUUAUGGUCACUUUCCCACUCUUUUUCUUUCUUUAUGUGUUGUAUUAAACAGAGUUUAAAAAGAGCAACUUUGUGUAAAUGAUUCUCAUACAUUUUUACCAAUAUUUCAGCCACUUUUUGUCUCUAUUUUAUGAUUUCUCAUUGUGCCUGUAUUAAAUGUGUAAUAUAUGAAUAUAUACAAAUAUAUGAAAAUGACUACUUUAA